Molecule: messenger RNA, 962 nt
Organism: Tupaia belangeri chinensis (Chinese tree shrew)
Lineage: Eukaryota; Metazoa; Chordata; Mammalia; Scandentia; Tupaiidae
Gene: SNAPIN
Product: SNAP associated protein
Exons: 4
Coding region: 51-461 (136 amino acids)
Biological process (GO): endosome to lysosome transport; synaptic vesicle exocytosis; lysosome organization
Cellular component (GO): BORC complex; synaptic vesicle; BLOC-1 complex
Molecular function (GO): SNARE binding
Source: RefSeq, a predicted model, not a curated record
CCCGUUCCCGACGGCCCUCGCGGCAGGUUCCGGCGUCAGCACAAAUCGUGAUGGCGGGUGCUGGUUCCGCCGCUGUGUCCGGGGCAGGGACCCCGGUGGCGGGGCCCACAGGCCGCGACCUCUUCGCCGAGGGGCUCCUGGAGUUCCUGCGACCCGCGGUGCAGCAGCUCGACUCUCACGUGCACGCUGUCAGAGAGAGUCAGGUUGAACUCCGGGAACAAAUUGACAACCUAGCUACAGAACUAUGCCGUAUCAAUGAGGAUCAAAAAGUGGCCCUGGAUCUAGACCCCUAUGUUAAGAAACUACUUAAUGCUCGUCGGAGAGUUGUCUUGGUCAACAACAUUCUACAAAAUGCCCAGGAACGGCUGAGGCGGCUAAACCACAGUGUUGCCAAGGAAACAGCCCGCAGGAGGGCAAUGCUGGAUUCAGGAGUUUAUCCUCCUGGUUCCCCAGGCAAAUAACAGGCAUGCCCUGGCUUUAGGAGUAGCACAAGUAGGUGUUUCCCAGCUGCCGUUUCUACAGAUGUGAAGAUUCCAGGAGACCUCUUUGGACCUUAGCGCUCAAGUUGUACCCAUUCAUGGUGGGGAGGGGGGCUCAAGAAAUGUACGUGCAGCAGGACGCAGGUUUCCAAAGGACUUACGUACAAUACUACUACAGCUUUUACUUCUAUGAACAAGCUGAAGCCUCUACGUUUUUUAAUUGCUACAUAUUCAAGGCUCACCCUCUGCAGGCUUAACCAGUCAGGCUUCCUUUGUCACAUACCUGUUACAUGGGCCUGGGCAGUAUAUCCCUCUACCUGUGCUCUCAUUUUCCUUUGUUUACACUGAGGAUUUGGAGGAGAGGGCAGGCAGGCAAAGUGUAUGGCCUCUGUCUAGCCUCUUUUGAUUGCACUGGCUUGAAUAUGGUAGCAGUAUUGCUAGAACUAUUUAAUUCAAUAAAUGCUUCAAUGCUAUUCUCUGAUA